GCCUGAUCCCACCCACUGGAGCUCUGACUCAUGUUGCAGUCACCGCUGCCCGGGUAGUAUUGGUACGAGAGCAGGGAGGGAGGCUGGUUCCAGAGGAGGGAGGAGGAGAGCAGAGAGGAGAGGAGAGCGAGCUCUGCCCUCGCAGCUGAGCCGCACGCAGCGACCGGGGCGAAGCCGGAGCCGGUGCAGCCGCUGAAGGCUCCCAGGGGCUCUGAGAAAGCACCAGCUUCCCCAGGUUGUCCUUGGGAGGUGGCAAAGCUCUGUCCCUGCUGGAGCUGCUGACCACUGUCACCAACCAAACAUGCAGAGGGCAUGAGAGCCCACAGGACCUGACCCAAUGGUCACUCAGAGGAAAGGAGAAGGCAAGAAAGGGAAAGAAUCUGUUGAGAUCCACCAGCAGCUGCCACGGGGCAUUGGCUCCAGCACUGAGCUCCCAGAGGGGACCAACAGGCACAAAUGAGUUGCAGUGCCACAUCUUUCCUAGGCCAUGUCAUUCUCAGCACACAAGGCUGAACGUGUGAAGUGACUCUGCAAUGUUCUCCAAGGUCACUGUAGAACAAGGGUCACUUUGGGAAGGGCUCUAGGCUGCCUGGUCCAGCCUCACUCCAAGCAGCUUUGGAGCUGAUGAGAGCAGGACUGCUCCACCCUUGCAGCGACACCAUGGAUCCAUGUUACAACCACACAAGCUCUCAAAAAAGGAUGGACUUCCCCCUGCAGCUGCUGGUCGGGUUCUUCCUCACCAUCCUCAUCCUGAUCACUCUCUGUGGUAACAUCAUCGUCUGCCUGGCCGUCACCCUGGACCGCCGGCUCCGGAGCUUGACAAACCGCAUCAUCGUCUCCUUGGCCGUCACAGACCUGCUGCUGGGGCUUCUGGUGCUGCCAUUCUCUGCCCUCUACGAGCUCACCAAGGAGUGGCCCUUUGGCAGCGUCUUGUGCAACAUCUACACCAGCCUGGACGUCAUGCUGUGCACGGCCUCCAUCCUCAACCUCCUCAUGAUCAGCCUGGACCGCUACUUCGCUGUCACCACCCCGCUCCGCUACUGCCAGGUGGUCACUCCCUCCCGGGUGGCCGUGGGUUUGGCUGUCAUUUGGACCGUUUCACUGAUGGUCUCCUUCCUACCCAUCCACCUGGGCUGGAACACCAACGGGACAGCAGUGCAAAACACAGACCCCACCUGCCACAAGGAGUGCAUGCUGGCAGUGAACAUCGUGUACGGGUUAGUGGACGGCUUGCUCACCUUCUACAUCCCUCUGGUCAUCAUGUGCAUCACCUACUACCGGAUCCUCAAGAUAGCCAGGGAGCAAGCCAAGAGGAUAAACCACACGUGGGGCAGCGCGCCAAUGCCACCCAUGGUGAAAGAGCACAAAGCCACCGUGACGCUGGCGGUGGUGCUGGGCGCCUUCAUCGUGUGCUGGCUGCCCUACUUCACCAUGUUCAUCUACCGGGGCGUGUGGGGGGACAGCAGGAUCAAAGGCACGCCCAUGUCCAUUGUGCUCUGGCUGGGCUAUGCCAACUCAGCCCUGAACCCCAUCCUCUACGGGACACUCAACAAGGAUUUCCGAGUGGCGUACCAGCACUUGCUGCGCUGCUGGAGGACGGGACACCCCAGGAACUCCCACCUGCCUCCCCUCCCAAAGGCCCAGCCCAGGGGCAGGCAGGGCCAGGGCAGGCAGGAGGGUAAGCCCUUGAAACUGGAGGUGAGGAAUGAGAAGGGGACUCUGCUCACUGAUGGAGCCCUCAAGAGCACUGGAGCUUUUCUGUGAGUCUCAGCCAGCCCGCUGCCCUAGGACCCACAUCUCCCAGCCUUCAGCUCCUGGCUGCCCUCUUCCAGAAUCCUGUGUGUGAGGUUGCAAGGACAACGCUCAGCUUUCCUCAGCGCAAACCUCGACAGCAGAGGCGAGAGCUGCAGGGAUCCCUGCUCUGGCACAUGGCACCACUCCAUCCCAAACACUGCUGGAGAGCCUCUGCCCGCCCAGGUUUCUGCCCGGGAGGGUGCUGGGUUAGAAGAGCCCUCGGAGGAGCUGCAGAAGAACACCUCCCCAUCCUGUCUGGGCAGUGACACUUUUCAGCAUCAAGCCCCAGAGCAGCAGGAAGAGAUGCCAGAGGAGCUGGGUCAGGAGGCAGAGCAUGCCCUUGGCAGGGCAGGGCAGGACAGGGCAGGGAGUGCCUCUCCCAACCCAGGGGUCAGGCUGCAGGGGGAAGGGGCUGGCAUUUUUGAGGUCCUGGUGCCAGGCAGACCAGCCUAGGGUGGAGAAAGACAACACAGGCACCACCUUCCUGGUGUCCUUGGGAUGUACCCACCCCUCAGAGGGGAAGGCCCUGCUAAUGGGGUGAGGGGGCUCAGCGUGGGGGGUGUUGGCAGCCACGAGUGCUGGAUGUCUGUGCAAAGAACAUCCCAGUCCCCCAGCAUCCACACUGGGGCAAGGCUGCUGCCCACCCCUGGGGCUGUCCUUACAGCACACCCCCUGUCCCAGCCCUACUGCAAGGCAAGGAGAAGCCCUGGAGCCUGCUGGGGAGAGAGACACUGAGCAGCCAGGGUUUGCCCCAGGCUCUGCCCUCCCGAGAAGGCCCAACACGAAUGUUCCCAAAAGAGGAGGUUUCUGCCCCGAGCCUGUGCAGAAAUCAUCAGUGGUAUAAAAAUCUAUUUAACACAGAAGGAAAAUGCGAUACUUGAUUUCUGUGGGUGUGCUUUGUCCUGGGAAGAGCCUCCCUGCCGUGCUCCAUCCUGCUGUCCCAUCCCUCUGCUGGGACAGAACCCGAGACACAGGCACAGCUAGCCUGGGCAAGGCUGGCACCCCCCAGAGCACAGCUUGCCCUGUGGUACCAACCAGAUGUUCCCUCCCUGGUCCCUGAGCCGAUGGAGCAGGGCACACCCUGCAUCCCCCAGGCGCAGACCCGGAGGGGUGGCACGGCCGGAUCGGAGCUCCUCCUGCUUGCUGCGGGCACAGACUGGCCCCGAGCCCCGGCCACAGCGUGGGGAUCACCCUCUGCCAUCACCCACGGCGGGGCUGGGCUCCCCGAGCUGGCACAGAGCACCCCAAUCGCCCCCCAGCUCCUCAACACCCCCCGAGCCACCCCAGCGCUGGGGUCAGCUCCUGCCACCGGUACCUGGGUGGGUUUCACCCUUCCUCCACUAAUUAGGGGUUACAGAGGGCAAUCGGCUCCCAAAGAGUGAGGAAAGAUGAGAGGGGGAGCAUUGCAGCCCCAGUGCCCCCCAGCAGCCAAACCCCACCAGAACAUCAGCGGGCAAGGAAACAUCCCCAGCGAGGUGGGCAAGGUCCCCUCGUGGUCCUCCCUCCUGUGGCCUUGGGAUAAGGAGCUGUGACACUCCUGGGCUGAGCCCCCAGAGCAGACUGAGAAAUCCCCUGAUCAGCAGCUCUGCAGAGCAGCAGGAGCCGGGUCCCUGCAGAGGGGAGCUCCUCUUCCCCAAACAAACCCGGCCGGAG
Molecule: messenger RNA, 3447 nt
Organism: Passer domesticus (house sparrow)
Lineage: Eukaryota; Metazoa; Chordata; Aves; Passeriformes; Passeridae
Gene: HRH2
Product: histamine receptor H2
Exons: 4
Coding region: 625-1764 (379 amino acids)
Biological process (GO): chemical synaptic transmission; gastric acid secretion; G protein-coupled receptor signaling pathway, coupled to cyclic nucleotide second messenger
Cellular component (GO): dendrite; plasma membrane
Molecular function (GO): histamine receptor activity; neurotransmitter receptor activity; G protein-coupled serotonin receptor activity
Source: RefSeq, a predicted model, not a curated record